Messenger RNA from Carassius auratus (goldfish), 714 nucleotides. Its product is annotated as 39S ribosomal protein L42, mitochondrial. The transcript has 5 exons. Bases 200 to 634 code for a protein of 144 amino acids. Gene Ontology annotation, cellular component: mitochondrial large ribosomal subunit. The record is from RefSeq and is a predicted model, not a curated record. NCBI's taxonomy places the organism in Eukaryota, Metazoa, Chordata, Actinopteri, Cypriniformes, Cyprinidae.
UUUAACUUCAUUCAAUAAAUAGGGCAUAUUUUGUGUCGAAUUGCAAGACAGCUCGGCUUACAGCCACAAAACUAAACACACAAGAAAGAUUUAAAAACAUAUGGAUUAAUGGAAUGAUUUAGACCGCGAAUGAUGCAAAUAGUGUCUCAAUUGAGCCUAACUUCCGUUCCUGUCUGUCGUUUCUUUUCCGGUGGACAGCAUGGCGUCGGGUCACAUCAGCAGACUGGCUAACCUGUUUAACCGAGCGAACACCAGCAGAAAUAUUAGACAGCUCCAAGGAACUUUACUGUCAUCUAACAACAAAUCUACAGUCAGAGGUUUAUCCACUAAUGACAACAGUAAUGUGGAAAUCGCUGUGACAUCUGAUGGAAACACAAUAGUGUGUUACCAUCCCACAGUCGACAUUCCCUAUGAGCUCACACAGCCGAUCGUCAGGCCGGACGCCGUCAGUGAUCAUGCAGAGACGCACGAGCAGGUGCUCAAAGCCAGACUCGGUAAAGAGGUUUUAAAUAACAAACAGGCCCCGACCAUAGAAGAGCUCAGUAAGAUGUUUUACACCACCAAACACCGCUGGUACCCCGUCGGACAGUAUCACUCCAGACGCAGAAACCCAAAUCCUCCCAAAGACCGAUAGUCUGGGUUUUUUUCUGUCCUCUCUAAUAUUCUUUGUACAUGAACCGCUGCACAUUAAAUAAACCCUUCCUUCAGCUAUUG